Messenger RNA from Aphanomyces invadans, 1374 nucleotides. RefSeq lists its product as hypothetical. The transcript is spliced from 5 exons. Lineage: Eukaryota; Oomycota; Saprolegniomycetes; Saprolegniales; Verrucalvaceae. The record is from RefSeq and is a predicted model, not a curated record. The coding region runs from base 23 to 1288 and encodes 421 amino acids.
AUUUAGAAUUGGCGCUGCCGUCAUGAGCGCUCGCCGGCAGCCGCUUCCUGCGAACGCGGGCCUGAAACAGACCCCGUCGCCAAACGACACGUCCGCGGCGUGCUUGAACUUUGCCGCGCGACCAGGCACUCCAGAAUCGGUGCGGAAGUUCCGCAAGUCAUACUUCGCCGAGCCAGGCACGCGUAUCGUCCACCCUGGCUUGAUCAAUGACGUGAAGCACAUCGACGCCACGCGCAAGUUUGGCAUCACGUCCAAGAACAGCGACCACGUCGGGGAUGUCAUGCCUUCCAAGAUGCCGACGGAACAUGCAUUGAUCACCCAGCAAAAGCUUGAAGCGCUGUACUUGAGCUCGAAACGCGAGCCGUUGGGUACGACGUACUCGCGCGGCCACCAUUUUGACCCGAACACGACGUUUGGCACCCCGUCCGAGCAAAGCGACUCAGCCAAGGACGUCUUGUACGCAAUGCCGUUCAACGAGACCGCCGAAUCUAGGGCGCUGUACAAACGCAGUCAUGGCAGCAGCGAGCCUGGGGAACAGAAGAAUCGGCAGUACUUGAACGUGCCGGCAGACCUGCACAAAAUGAGGUUUGGCGCCCACAAGCGCAAGGACGAAGGCGGCGUCGACGCUAUUCUCAAUCCCGAAAUGGACGACCACGUAAGCAAAGUCGUCAUCGCUCAAAAGAACGUCGAGGAUAUGAAGAACACGAUGGACAUGCUGGGGAAGCCGCGCAACCUGGGCUUCAACCGCGCGACGAGCCCGGACCAUGUGUUUGGGCUCAAACCGGCGAGAGGCGGGCCGGACGCGGCCGUGAGCAUCCACGGAACGUACUCAUUCGAGGAGCAGCAGCCAGAUGCCGACCUGGGAAAGCCAGUCAACCGCGGUUGGAUGAAUGCUUCCGACGAACAGCGGUCGUUUGGCGUGCCAAGCAUUCGAUCGGACGUGACCCCGCCCGCCAAGAGGUCGAUAGCGGAUGCUCAGAAUUACGGCGACGAUGUGAAUGCCCACGAGCUGCUGUACCCGAAUCAGUACUCGGCCCUUGGCGUCGGCGAUGCCGAGUUCAUCACACCACGGCCCAAGCAGUUCCUGACCAACUUGUUCAACAAAAUGGGCUACGACACGCUGCCAGCGGACGAUGCCGAGCAAGUGUACGUCCGUGCGACGCUGCGAACAGACUACACGCCCAAGGGUGUGGCAAGCAUCCAGGACUUUCGAGAAGCGCUGAACGACUACUUGGACGCACGGGAUGGCGGCCCCGCGGCGCUGAGCCAGUGGAAGGCGCAGCUUUAAGGAUCAAUAUACAGAAAGGCAAAGGUUUCGCGCCAGAUUCGCCUCCACCUAGAUCAAACCCACCAGGAUGAAAUACAAGCGCCGAA